CAAAGAAAGACAAAAAUAAGCAGAGCACAAACUCCCCUCUUUUUUCAAAAAAACCCUACUUCGCCGGCGCUAUCUUGUCGGAGACGGAGAUAGUUGCUGGCCGGCGGCUGUGUUAAACAAUAUGAAAGUCGUUGCUUUAGUCAGUGGCGGCAAGGACAGUUGCUAUGCCAUGAUGAAAUGCAUUCAAUAUGGUCACGAGAUUAUUGCGUUGGCUAAUUUGAUUCCCGCUGAUGAUGCAACCGAUGAGCUUGAUAGCUACAUGUAUCAAACAGUUGGGCACCAGAUAGUUGUUAGUUAUGCUAAAUGCAUGGGACUCCCAUUAUUCCGGAGGCGAAUUCAAGGAUCCACAAGAUGCAUUGGGUUAUUGAUGCCAUCAUUGAUGAUUGAAGAUUCUAAAUGGAAUGAGUGUACACCUAAACUCACAGAGAGGCAAGUUGUUUCAGAAUACAAAUAUCUCAGAAUCAGUGUGGACCUAACUAAAAGCAAAAUGCAGGUUGGGCACCAGAUAGUUGUUAGUUAUGCUAAAUGCAUGGGACUCCCAUUAUUCCGGAGGCGAAUUCAAGGAUCCACAAGGGCAAAUGAGACCUAUGUCAGAUUUAUUACUCAAGAGAAGUGUCGUUAUGGUGUACCAUCACGGUCCACCAUUGAGCUCCCUCUAUUGCUAGUUGGUUUAGGGAGGGCAUAUAUUGAAGUUUUAGUGGCAAAUGAUCCUACUAAAAAGGUCUUGCAUGUACAAAGUAUUUCUUGCUGGGCUCCUAGCUGUAUUGGUCCAUACAGUCAGGCAACUUUGCACAAUGAGAUACUACACAUGGCAGGACAGCUGGGGCUUGACCCAGCAACUAUGUUGCUCUGUGAAGGAGGUCCUGUUGCGGAACUUGAACAGGCACUGGAAAACAGUGAAGCAGUUGCUAGAAGCUUUAAUUGUUCAAUAUCUACGUCAGCCAUGGUUUUUGUGAUAUAUUGUUCAGAAUCUGUAGAAAAAUCAGAAAGAAUUAUUGUCCAAAAGAAAACAGAAACACUUCUUAAGCAAAUGAAGUCGAACCAUGCUGAUGGCACAAAGAAGUCCAAAGUCCUAGAUCCAAUUUUCCUAUAUGUUCUUGUUCCUGAUCUGCCGAAAAGAGCUCUGGUUGAGGUAAAGCCUAUGUUUUACACGGGAGAGUAUUUGUCGGGUCCAAGUGACUUAACCAAGCAAUCACAAUCCAUAGAACAAGAUUAUUGCGGGCAUGACAUUAGCCUUCAGAAAUGUGUUGCUUACGGCAAAAUAUGCACAGUAAUUCUUUCAGUUACUGAAGAGCUUGCAGCAAAAAUUUGCUCCCUCGCUAGUGUUGCAUGUCCUGCCAAUGUUAUGUCCAAAGGUCUUGUUGAAAAGGAACAAGUCAUAUUGAUCGCAAGAUUUUGCAUUUCUCGUCUCGAUAAAGUCCUUUCGGAGAAUAAUUUCACUUGGGACGACAUAAUGAAUUUCCGGCUCUACUUUGCGAGCAAUCUUAAUAUCUCUCAUGGAACAUUGUCUGAAAUCUUCUCUGAUGUGUUCAAUGAACUUGUUCAGAUGAGUCGGAGAAAUAAAGUAGACGCUGAGCCUAUUUUAAAUAUAGUUCCUGUCUUGGGUGCCGGGCGUUCUUUAUCGACCUUGGAUGAUAUAUUCACAUGUGAACUCAUUGCUAGCAAAUGUUAGUUCUCAUUUAAAUUGGGGAAUGAUAUAUUAUAUGUUUCAAUUCAGAAAAAGAGAGUUUUGAACUUGACAAAAUUCUUAUUAUGUUUUUGCCAUACCCAAUUGUUACAAUUUACACUUAGCUUCACACGAAAUGAAUAUAUGAGUGUUUCAACUCGAAUUGAAGAGAUGGUGACUUUUGACUGUUCCUUGAUGGGAAGAUUUCAGACUUGGAAGAAAUGUUCUAAUUGCUUUCAGUUCUAGUGCUCAAUUUUUUAAGUCAUUUGGUUUGAAGGAAAAUUUUUACGCCAAGCGUUUGCUGAUGGAGUUGAAUGGAAAAACCUUAGCCCGCAGUCGGUGAUUUAUGAAAAUGUGUAUUUAAUUAACUAUAGUUUAAUGAUAGGAGCGUAUGCGCAGA
This is a messenger RNA of Solanum stenotomum, 2066 nucleotides long. RefSeq lists its product as uncharacterized. NCBI's taxonomy places the organism in Eukaryota, Viridiplantae, Streptophyta, Magnoliopsida, Solanales, Solanaceae. Gene Ontology annotation, biological process: protein histidyl modification to diphthamide. The transcript has 9 exons. The record is from RefSeq and is a predicted model, not a curated record. Bases 122 to 1672 code for a protein of 516 amino acids. Gene Ontology annotation, molecular function: diphthine-ammonia ligase activity.